Vespa crabro (European hornet) is the source of this 2879-nucleotide messenger RNA. Its product is annotated as pyruvate dehydrogenase protein X component-like. Gene Ontology annotation, molecular function: acyltransferase activity. Lineage: Eukaryota; Metazoa; Arthropoda; Insecta; Hymenoptera; Vespidae. Gene Ontology annotation, cellular component: pyruvate dehydrogenase complex; mitochondrion. The transcript has 11 exons. The record is from RefSeq and is a predicted model, not a curated record. Gene Ontology annotation, biological process: pyruvate decarboxylation to acetyl-CoA. The coding region runs from base 145 to 1869 and encodes 574 amino acids.
ACUUGAACCAGUUUAGAUUGCAUAAUGUACAUGAUCUUGAAGAGAACAAGCUAUAGGUUAAGCGCGUCGUAUUAUAUUAUAGAAAAUAAAUUCUGAUCUAGCUCACCUCUAGUUACUACCACUUGCUAUUGUCUAAUAACAAAAAUGGCGCACACGAUGGCGAGAUCGAGACUCGGACUAUUUGUAUUUAAAUAUAAUAAUCGAGUGAAACCGCGAAUCUUAGUACCUUUAAAGUAUCAACGAUUAUGUUUCCAUACAAACUGGAUAUUAGAUGCAAAGGGCAAAGAAUUAUUAAUGCCAUCGUUAUCGCCAACCAUGGAAACUGGCACGAUCGUUAAAUGGCUAAAGAAGGAAGGUGACAAAAUUAGCCCUGGAGAUGCUAUUGCCGAUAUUCAAACCGAUAAAGCAGUGGUGGCUAUGGAGGUAGAAGACGAAAUAGUCCUUGCAAAAAUUCUUGUGCCCGAAGGAACUAAAGAUAUUAAAGUAGGAACAUUGAUUGCUCUUACCGUAGACGAGGGUGAGGAUUGGAAAUCAGUAGAAAUGCCUGAUGUUUCCGCAGCUAUUGCUGCCCCAACACCUUCUGCUCCUGUUCCACCUUCAAGUCAACCAAGUACGUCAGCCCCACCGGGACAGCAAAAUGUUUCCAUGCCUGCACUUUCUCCAACCAUGUCGUCAGGUACAAUUGUAAAAUGGUUAAAGAAGGAAGGUGAUGAAAUAGAACCGGGAGAUGCAAUAGCCGAGAUACAAACUGACAAAGCUGUAAUGACUUUUGAAAUGGAAGAUGAGGUUGUACUCGCAAAGAUUUUGGUACCCGAAGGUAGCCAAGUGGAUGUUGGUCAAUUAAUUGCUAUUACAGUAGAGAAGGGAAUGGAUUGGAAGCAAGCUGUCAUUCCGCAAGUGCUUAAGGUUGUCCCUAGUGUUGUCCCUACAGUUGCAAAGCCCAGUGAAAAAGGACAGGUAUAUGGAUUGGCAGUCAAACUAUUGUUAGAGCAAUACGGUUUAGAUCCAAAUUCUAUCAAGGGUACUGGUCGUCCUAAUCGAAUUCUAAAAAGUGACGUGCUAGCAUACAUACAAGCAAAUAAUAUAAAAAAGGUUCAGCUUGAAACCGCUACGCCGGCAAAGGUCGAACAAGUUAAAAAAGCACGUCCUACGGUACCGGGUCGUCCAUCAGCUUACGAAGACAUACCUGUAUCGAAUAUUCGAAGUGUUAUCGCGAAACGUCUUGGAGAGUCAAAAUCAAAUAUACCUCAUUCUUACUCGUCUAUUGACAUCAGAAUUGACAAACUGCUCGAAAUUCGAAAGCAAUUAAAGGAGGACGGUAUAAAUGUAUCGGUCAAUGACUUUAUCACAAAAGCUGUAGCUCAUGCGCUUGUCGAAUGUCCCAGUAUCAACACCUUAUAUACAAAUGACAAAGUUGUGCGCCCUCCAAACAUAGAUAUUUCUAUAGCAGUUGCGUCUCCUACGGGUCUCAUUACGCCGAUUGUAUUUGAUGCGCCAUCCAAAAGCUUAUUAAACAUUUCUACGAGCAUUAAAAAAUUAGCCGAAAAGGCAAAAGCUGGAACUCUGAAGCCACAGGAAUUUCAAGGAGGAUCGUUUACAAUAUCCAAUCUGGGAAUGUUUGGUAUUAAAGAAUUUUCCGCCAUUAUAAAUCCUCCGCAAACCGCGAUCCUUGCUGUUGGAACAGGACGUCCGGAACUGAGUGAUUCUUUAAAAGCUAUCACCAAGAUGAUAACAACAUUAUCAUAUGAUAGACGUGCCAUUGCUGAGGACGAUGCAGCUGACUUUUUAGCAGUACUGAGAGCUAUGUUAGAGGAUCCAGCUUUUCUUGCUAUUGGAAGAAUUCAAGCUCUGAGACAUAUGAACGAUUAAGCAUAGUAAUAUAGUUAUCUUCUCAUUUAAUUGUCACUUGUCAUCGAACUUUUAUAUAUAUAAUUUUCUUUUUUCUUAGCAAUGUACAUACAGUAAGGAAGGUAGGACGAUAAUAAGAUUUACAAACAUGUUGCAUAAAUCUUAAAAAUUUGCAAAAAUCUAUAAAAUUUAAAUAAAACUCGAGUAUAAAUAAAUGAACGGAACGAUGAUAUAAACUAAUGCCGUCUUGUGAUAUCAUAUUUAAACUAUGCUCAAGAAAUAGUCUUUCGUUUCGAUUUUAUCGUCUGCUAGUCACCAAAAGAAUUAAAUCUUGCGAUAUAAUCAUCAAAGAAGAUGUUAGAAUGAUAGUCGUAUUUACUGCCAAGUACAAUGAUAUCUUAACCGAAAAUAUUUCAUUAUGAUAAUUGUAGGAAACCAUAUAGAAAAUCAAAAAAACAUGAGAUUCCAAGAAAUUGAUAUUAACUUUUAUAAAUUUGCUAAUGUGUAUGUAUGUGUGUGUGUCUGGAAAUCAUUAAAACUCGGCAUCUAUAAUUUCAUUGUUUCUUUUCCAAAUCUGUUAAAAAUGAGAAAAUUGACAAAUGAUAUUCAAUCGGGGUUUACUAUAUGCAACUUUUUGUGCAUUAGUAAUUGCGUGUGUCGUAUAAUAAAUUGCUUUUGUGCAACACGCGAUCGCGCGCGCACGUGUGUAUGCGUGUGUACAUACAUACAUACAUAAAACAAACCAGAAAAGCACGCGCGAUAUCACUCUUCUGUUAACAAAACACACACAUAAUACCGUUGUAGGUUUAAAAUAAUUUAAGUAUAGAAAAUAAUGUUGACAUGCAAUGCCAUGUAUGUAGGUUUUAACGGUAUUACAAAUGCUUUUUAUCUUCUUGGUGUAAAACAAGGAAGAAGUAUGUAAAGUUUGUAUAUGCGUGGAUUAUAAUUUGUGUCAAACAAAUAUUAUUGGCAUAAUGUUAAGACCAAAUUAUUGUCUUAUAUUGUAAAUAAAAUAUUUAUUGUUUAAUAUA